Molecule: messenger RNA, 903 nt
Organism: Symbiodinium necroappetens
Lineage: Eukaryota; Dinophyceae; Suessiales; Symbiodiniaceae
Source: the annotation of a GenBank genome assembly
AUGAUCACCUUACUUCACAGCUAUGCACCCGAUCUGAGCUUAAGGCAUCGGAUUGGAGUUCUGAUGCGCGUCACGUGCAUCGUUGCUCGGAAAGGCUGCUGCUCGGCGCCGGCUUUGGCCGUCCUGCAAAGCGUGUUGGCUGAUGUCCGCCGAACACCACGGGAUGUGAUCUUUCAGUUGGAACGUGAUUCGGUGAACGAGCUUUUCGCUCUCUGUGCCUUGGCACCUUUGUUGCAAACAGACUGGCGGGUCGACUACCCGAAUCUUCUCUUUUGCAUGGACGCUUCGCCUACGGGCGCCGGCUUAUGCGCUGCUGCGCUGCCUCGCGACGUCGUCAAAGAGCUUUGGCGCUACUCUGAGCAGAAAGGUUUUUACACAAAGCUUCUCGAGCCUGCAAGUGCUAUCCUUGCGGCUGCCGGUCUCGAUGAGGAUCCUGGUGUGGGACUUGUUGAGGAUUUGGGUGAUGCAAACGUUGCUGGAUUAAGCUUCGGCUCCGAACCGCUGCCCUUGAAGCGUCCUCUCUCGACGACUGGGGGCUUUCUGCACUUGUUUCUCCCAGGUUCUACCUGGGACCAGGCGCAUGAGGCAGCCGGCCUCGCGGCUGUCCCUUUGACCGACCCGCGCCUUCCGAACGAGCUGCACUUCACUGCUUUGUCGUCGGAUGCCGUGUUUCACGGCCUUCGGGAUCUCAUCACCAGCGGGGCGGUGUUCGAUCUACAUGUUUCUGCCCCUGCCCUCUCUUUUCUCCCGCGUGGUCGCUUCAAGGCCCGCUCUGAGGCGGAUCCUUCUGCAGCCUGCCGCGAUAGUGGGGAUUUGGCUCUGCACAACCAGUUGGCUCGCCGCCUGUGCUUCCUUUUGUGCAUUGCAGCGUCUUGCGGCGUUUACUUCAGUGUUGCACAGCCC